Molecule: messenger RNA, 1992 nt
Organism: Aphidius gifuensis
Lineage: Eukaryota; Metazoa; Arthropoda; Insecta; Hymenoptera; Braconidae
Product: protein lifeguard 4-like
Exons: 6
Coding region: 244-1005 (253 amino acids)
Biological process (GO): negative regulation of apoptotic process
Cellular component (GO): membrane
Source: RefSeq, a predicted model, not a curated record
UCGACAAAAUGAAAUUCCUGUAAUGUAAUUGGUUGAGCCAAUGUUUUGUAUAUUUUUUUAUAUCAAUAUAACUCCUUCUCUUUCUGACUUAUUCUUAUCAAUACGUCAUCACAUUUUAUUUUUUAAUUUAUUUCCAAUAAAAAAAAAAAAACAAAAACACCUGAAAACAGUAACAUUUGACGUCGCAAUUUCACCUUGUUAAUGAACUUUCAAUAAAGCUUGUAUCAAAAUUAAACCAUAAGGAUGUCAUCAUCAACAGUACCACUUUUAUUAUUAGAGGAAGAUGUCGAAGGUGGCGGCAAACCUGAACCAUCAUCAUCAAAUCUUGAGCAUGAUUUUGCAUAUCGUAAUAAUGUUCACAAUGCUCACAUUAAAAUUCGAAUGGCAUUUUUACGAAAAGUUUAUGGAAUAAUUUCCAUUCAACUAUUGAUGACUGUUACAAUGUCAGCAGUGUUCAUCAUGUGUGAACCAGUCAAGCUGUUUGUUCAACAAAGUUCAUGGAUGGUAUUAAUGUCAUUCAUUGCGACAAUAGGAAUUUUAAUUGCUCUUCAUAUCAAAAGACGAGAACAUCCAACAAAUUUGAUUCUUCUUGCUGCAUUUACUGUUGUUCAAUCCUACUCAGUUGGAACAGUUGUUACAUUUUUUGAAGUUAGACUGGUACUUGAAGCUAUGGUUAUCACAAUGGCAAUUGUACUUGGAUUGACUGUUUAUACAUUCCAGUCAAAACGUGAUUUUUCAUUCAUGGGAUUCGGACUAUAUGCAGGAUUGUGUUCACUCUUGGUCGGUGGUGUUUUACAACUAUUCAUUCAAAGUACAGCAUUGAAUCUUUUAUUGAGUGUUGGUGGUGCAUUAAUAUUUGCUCUUUUCAUAAUUUACGAUACUCACAUGCUCAUGCACACAGUAUCACCAGAAGAAUACAUUCUUGCUGCAAUAGAUAUUUAUCUUGACAUCAUCAAUUUGUUCUUAAACAUUUUACAAAUACUUGCUGCUGCAAAUCGUCAAUAGAUUCAUCAGCUAUUCCAAUUAUUUUAUUAAUGUAAAUAAUAAUUAUAUAUUUAUAUAUAUAUUUGAGAAAAUAAUUAAAGCAACUAUUUUUUUUUGCACAAAUAAUAUGUAUUAUUUUUUUGUUAUUGUAUCGAGUGAAUUUAUAAAAUCACUGAGUAAUUUAAUAUUUUAGAUGUGAUCUAUAAAAUUUUAUAGUAACAUGAUAUUAAUCGUAUAAAAAUAUAUUUGUAACAAAUUAUAAAAUUAGUUUUAAAUAAAAAUAUUAUCAAACAAUUGCUCUUAUUAUUUUUUACUAUUAAAAUUAUCAACAGUUGUCUAAAUUCAAGACGAGUGUAUCAAAUGAGUUUAUAAAUAAAUAUAAAAUUCUAAAAUGAUUUAUCAGAUAAAUAAAAAAAUUUACUGAUGAAUCUAAUUAGACAAGUAUUUUCAAUUAAUUUUAAAUAAAUUGUUCAAUUGAUUUUUUUUUAAAAAAAGGAAAGGAUUAAUUUUAAAAAUGAAUGACAAAUGAGGAAAAAUAAAAAUUUUCACUAUCAUGUAAUUAAAUUUUUUUCCAUCGAGUAAAGCGUGCACUAGUUUGUGAAAUAAAAUAACAAAAAAUUCCAGAGAGAUAAUAAAACCCCCCAUCAUUUAUCAACAAUUAAUACUAAACGAAAAAAAUUGGAAAAUGUUUUUUUUUUUUCUUUUUUAAUAUUGUUUACUAAUUGUGGAUCCGACUGAUGAAUGGUGGAACAUUUACACAAUUACAAUCUAUAUAUUAAUUGCUGUUGCAAAAUUAUUAAUUAAAAAAAAAAAUAAUAAAAAAGAGGAUUAAAAAUAGUCAAGUAUAAAUUCAAGAAAUAAAAAAUAAUUUCUAUUGAUUUUGUGGCAUUGGCAUUUAUCAAGAAAACUUUAAUUAUUCUGAUUAAAAAAUGAAAUAAAUUAUUACUCAUAUCAAUGAAUAUUUAUGUACAAGGAUUUAAUAAAAUAACAAACAAAAAAACCAUAAAA